Messenger RNA from Mesocestoides corti, 837 nucleotides. The record is from the annotation of a GenBank genome assembly. Lineage: Eukaryota; Metazoa; Platyhelminthes; Cestoda; Cyclophyllidea; Mesocestoididae.
AUGGGUGACCGGGCACGUAGUCCGCUUUUUGGUAACUCUAAGAACGCUGCCUUCACAUUUGGCGGGAACGGAAUUUGGCGUCCCGACACCCUGAUUCCCUCGGUCGGGGAGUUGACUCCCACGAAAUUCUCAACUACGAUGAAGACAGAUUCAAUUUUCUCCUCGAGUGCGUCAAAAGAUGCCUCCAGCGCAAAGGACCCGACAUUUUUUCUGGUACAGCAAAUACUCUCCUGGCAGAAAAUAGGAGCAGCAACCACGACUGCCUGCUGUGGUCGCAUCAGUCGAGCGAGCGUCACGCGUGCGUCGCAGCCCCACCGCAUUCUCAAGGCCUCAGCGACCAGUCGACGCGUCCACACGAACUGUCGAAUCUCAGAUGCCAUAGAAAAUCGCGUUCCUUUGGACAUGACUUUGACGGGCCAGUUGGCUGACUUCUUCGGACGUGUCAGUAAUGCAAUACGCCGCAUGAAUGAAAUCAACCAGGAUUUGUGCGUAUUCUGCCGCAACAACAACGAAACCUACGAAGUCUACUCAAGCCACAAGGUGAAGGACCAGGCCGGCAGGGUAACGUGUCCUGCCCUGCGCAAAUACGUGUGUCCCCUCUGUAUGGCUACAGGGGAUUCAGCUCAUACGGUCAGAUACUGCAAACAAAAUAUCCUUGAGCGAACACCAAGGGAUGAUGGCUCUCGAAGUGCUGUUGAUUCGAUCUGGUCACCUCAAUUGGGCACUGUUGGAGACAAAGUGGCAUCAACGACAACAGGCUCUGGGAGUUCGGCUCUUCUGCAACCUCUCUUCAUGGGGCUUCCAACACGUCUCACUCCUGCACCUUUUUCUAAUUAA